CAGCAGGCUGCCAUGUCGUACCCACGGUGUCGUACUAACCUCUCCCUCCGACUGGUCAUGGAGGGUUUCUCCAGGCAGGCAGAUACACAGCCUCGAUUCUCACCACCGCAGGGCUUGCUUAAAUACCCUCAUAUUGACCCGAACCUCGACUGUUAGCCAUGGAGCUCGAUAACGGCCGGACGCCAGCCGAGACUUCCCGGAAUGCCGAUCAUCUCUGCGUUCUUGUCCAUGGACUCUGGGGUAACCCUUCCCAUCUGAACUAUGUCGCCUCCUCGUUGAGGGAACGAUACAGCGAGGACCGGCUUCACAUCCUCGCUGCAAAGCGGAACGCCGGGAACUUCACCUACGAUGGAAUCGAGGUCGGCGGAGAGCGCGUGGCACACGAGGUCGAGGAAGCGCUGGAGGAGUUGGCGGCUGCGGGACAUCAUAUCACAAAACUGAGCAUGGUCGGAUAUUCUCUCGGGGGUCUGGUGGCGCGAUACGCCCUCGGGCUGCUGUAUGCUCGGGGGUGGCUCGAUAAGCUCGAGCCCGUCAACUUCACCACGUUUGUAUCACCACAUGUUGGCGUCCGGAAUCCUCUGAAGGGCACCUGGGGCUUCCUCUGGAACAACGUGGGACCCCUAACUAUAUCCACGUCAGGGAAGCAGCUGUUUCUGAUCGAUUCGUUCCGGGACUCGGGCAAGCCACUGCUCAGCGUGCUGGCUGAUCCGGAAAGUAUCUUCAUAAAAGCCCUGGAGAAGUUUCGGCAUCGCAGCUUGUACGCGAACGUUGUGAACGACAGGUCUACGAUUUACUACACCACAUCUCUCUCGACGACCAACCCAUUCGAGGACCUGGAGGCCGUCAAUAUCAACUACGUGGAGGGCUACAAUUCGGUCGUAAUCGACCCCGACGUACAUAUUCUGUCACCGAAGAAGCGCAUAGAGUCACCGCCGCUCCUAUCUCAAGCACAAAAGCAGCUUACACGCCUCGUCACCGAGAUCCCUUUUGGACUCUUCUUCACCGCCAUUCUUUUCAUCGGAUUCCCCCUCUAUCUCCUCAACUCCGCCAUCCAGACCUUCCGCAGCCAGCGACGAAUCCGUCUCCACGAAGAGGGAAUACUGGGGACGGCGUUCGGACGCUACCGCGUCCCCGUCUUUGCCAGCGGGGUCCGCCAUGCCGUAGAAGAGGCCUUCGAGCACGCAGGUGCCGGACAUAAGCCAGACUACCUCUCCAUGGACGAUAUCAGUCCGGAAGAAGGCAAACGACGAUUGUCUGGAAGAAAAGCGCGGGCUGUCGAGAGCAAGACUAACGCAUCGAUCCGCGACGGGAGUUCAGACGGCGCCUCAGAGCCCCUACUUUCCAGUGACAGCGACGGUGAAGAUGGGCAGGAAUUCCCUACCCUCGCAUUGACGCCGGCUCAAUUCUCCAUCAUCAAGUCGCUCAACUCCGUGGGAUUCCGGAAAUACCCGGUCUACAUCCACAACCACCGCCAUAGCCACGCUGCGAUUAUCGUGCGGGUGCAGAAAGCGGGAUUCGACGAAGGCAAGCUGGUCAUCAAGCAUUGGCUGGAUCAGGUAUUCGAGAUAUGAUGACGGCCAAACACUGCCAGAAAGGCUAAACCCCGAUGGACCGGUCCAGUCAACAAACAGACGGCCAAGUGUCGCCGCGAUACCCACAUCGACGUCCCGAUCGCAAUAUAGACUUCACCCCAACGCUCCUUUCAUCAUAGACCAUGCACAAACACCUCAUAGACAGCCAACUAACCCACUCUCACAGACCCCAUUUUAUCUAUCAUCCAG
Messenger RNA from Aspergillus heteromorphus CBS 117.55, 1781 nucleotides. Its product is annotated as lipase ROG1 family protein. The record is from RefSeq and is a predicted model, not a curated record. NCBI's taxonomy places the organism in Eukaryota, Fungi, Ascomycota, Eurotiomycetes, Eurotiales, Aspergillaceae. Gene Ontology annotation, molecular function: monoacylglycerol lipase activity. Bases 159 to 1571 code for a protein of 470 amino acids. The transcript is spliced from 4 exons.